This is a messenger RNA of Cyanidioschyzon merolae strain 10D, 792 nucleotides long. RefSeq names its product small GTP-binding protein of Sar1/Arf family. Gene Ontology annotation, molecular function: GTP binding; GTPase activity. Lineage: Eukaryota; Rhodophyta; Bangiophyceae; Cyanidiales; Cyanidiaceae. The coding region runs from base 1 to 792 and encodes 263 amino acids. Gene Ontology annotation, cellular component: cytoplasm; microtubule cytoskeleton. Gene Ontology annotation, biological process: protein folding. The record is from RefSeq and is a predicted model, not a curated record. The transcript has a single exon.
AUGGGUCUCCUGAGCGUUAUUCGCAAGCAGAAACGCCGUGAUCGAGAAGUCCGCGUUCUCGUGCUCGGUCUCGAUAACGCUGGUAAGACCACCAUAGUGCGAAGGCUGCUUGGAGACGACGAAGCUGCCGUGAGACGAACAGCGCCCACUGAAGGUUUUUGUAUUCGAACACUCGUACUGAAAGGCGGGUAUCGUUUCCACUUUUGGGAUAUCGGUGGUCACCGGGCGCUCCGAUCCUACUGGCGAAACUAUUUUGAGCGGACGGAUGCGAUUAUCUGGGUAGUCGACGCAACGACGCCGCAUCGAAUUAAGGGAGAAGCUGCUCAGGAGCUAGCCGCCCUGCUGUCGGAGCCGAGUCUGUACCAGGUGCCUCUCUUAAUCAUCGCAAAUAAGAUGGACUUGCUAGCCGCGGAACCUGUCUCAUCGGUGCGCAAAGCGCUUGGCAUCGAUGCCUUCUGCGUUGCAGGAGCAGCAGCAACAAUAGCAACAGCAACAAUAGCAACUCCGACGAGCCGAAGAACCCCGUUAGAGGCGAAUCAGCAGACCGCCUCUGACACGAUGGCUUCGACAUGGGCACAGGCUUGGCCUGCUGAUGAACUCAGUCAACUGGAUGGACGACGACCCAUCCAUGUCAUGCCAUGUAGUGCCUACACUGGCGAGGGACUGUCGAAUGCCCUGGAUUGGCUUGCUCAGCAGGCUAUCCAGCGCCUGUAUCGUUUCGAUACCAGAGGCGAUUUACGAUCAUCACCGUCAUGUGUUCUUUCCGAGCAGCAGCAUUCGGUGGCGCUCUAA